UCCGGGGCGGGCGGCGAUGCUCGGCUGGCCCGGCUGAGUCACGGCGAGCGCAGGCCGGGCCGCGGACCCAGCGACAGCGCGCCGACGGCGCAGGACCCCGCGGGAGCUCGCCGGGCGGUGGCCGCAGGGCCGCGCAGGGGCCGAGCUGCGCUGAACUGUCGCCGCUGUCCCUCUGGACGCGGAAGUGCGCCUUCUCGGUUUGCUUUAACACCAGGGCUUGAGGGUUCCCGAGCGGGGCAUUUGGUCGAAUUCAGAGGAAGCCCCCCUUCCCAUCCCAGCGCGGCGGCGCAGACCCAGCCUCCGUGCGCACCUGCGGCCCUGGAAGCGCCGCGGGCGCCGGGCAGCCCCCCAGAGGAGACGGCCCCCGGGACUCCGGCCCAGAAGAUGGUCAGACCCGCGCCUAGCUCGGCAGGAAGCCUGUGACCGUGCGAAUUUCAGCUACCUACCCAAGCAAGAUGAAGAUUCCAUUUGUAGAACCUGCCAUUUGCCUUAGUUUAUUUGCUCUGACUUUGACCUCUCCACUGACAACACAAUACGUGUACAGGAGAAUAUGGGAGGAAACAGGCAACUACAGCAUUGGACCUGAUGCCAAUGUUUCUGAGUGUGCAAAAAACAAAAGCAGCCCGAUUUUUGCAUUCCAGGAGGAAGUUCAGAAAAAAGUGUCUCUUUUUAAUCUGCAGAUGGACAUAAGUGGGUUAAUUCCUGGCCUCCUGUCUACGUUCGUGCUUCUGUCUCAUAGUGACCACGGAGGACGAAAGUUCCCUUUGAUUUUGUCUUCUGUGGGUGCUCUUGCAAACAGUGCUUGGCUCUGCUUGCUUUCCUAUUUCGCCUUUCCCAUCCAGCUUUUGAUUGCAUCUACCUUUAUUGGUGCACUUUGUGGCAAUUACACCACACUUUUGGGAGCCUCUUUGGCCUACAUAGUUGAUCAAUGUAAAGAAAAGAAACAAAGAACAAUUCGAAUCGCGAUCAUUGAUUUCCUGUUUGGAGUUGUCACUGGAUUAACAGGGUUGUCUUCGGGCUAUUUUAUCAGAGAACUAGGUUUUGUGUGGUCGUUUUUAAUUGUUACUGUGGCUCUUACUGUUAACUUGAUUUAUAUUUUAUUCUUUCUUGAAGAUUCGAUGAAAGAGUCUUCAUCUCAGAAUGUUUCUAUAUCAUGGACUGAAGGCUUUAAAAACUUAUUUUACCGAACUUACAUGCUUUUUAAAAACAAUUCUGGUGAGCAGCGGUCUUUGCUCUGUUUGCUGCUUUUUACAAUGAUCACGUAUUUUUUCGUGACGAUUGGCAUUUCCCCCAUUUUUAUCCUUUAUGAGUUGGAUUCACCACUCUGCUGGGAUGAAGUUUUAAUAGGUUAUGGAUCAGCUUUGGGUAGCAUCUGUUUUUUCAGCAGCUUCCUAGGAAUAUGGCUUUUUUCUUACUGUAUGGGAGAUAUUUAUAUGGCUUUCAUCGGAAUUUUUACCACCAUGGUGGGGAUGGCUAUGACUGCUUUUGCCAGAACAACACUGAUGAUGCUUUUAGUCAGGCUGCCGUUCCUUUUCACUGCUGUGCCGCUCUCUGUUCUAAGGUCCAUGAUAUCGAAGGUCGUUCGUUCUACUGAACAAGGCACCGUGUUCGCUUGCCUUGCUUUCUUAGAAACACUUGGCGGAAUCACUGCGGUUUCUACUUUCAACGGAAUUUAUUCAGCCACCGUUGCCUGGUACAAAGGCUUCGUCUUUCUGCUCUCCGCUGUUUUGUUACUCAUCCCAGCCAUCAGUCUAUGUGUUGUCAAGUGCAUCAGCAGGAAUGCGGGAAGCUAUGUCCUUCUUAUACAAGAAGAAUCCAGCGAAGACACUUCGGACAGGUGAUUAAUUGUGAUGAAAAGAAAACCCAAAAGCACAUAUCAUGUACUCUGACUCCUGAAGGGUAUAAACUAGCGCCACAAUCAGUACUUCAUGAAUAAUCAAUGCUGCAAGUCCUUUCUCCUAAACAGUCAGAGAAAUGGUUGCACUCUAGCGUCUUACAGCACCAUACAGUUUGAGCACUUUAUGAAGAUCAUGUGACAUAUUUCCAGACGAUAGAAGGACAAAUCUCAAGACACCUCCCACUUGGGGCUUUACAAAAGAAUCUGAAACUUACCCGUACAAGACAGGACUAAGAAAUUUGAUACAAUCAAAUGCAAUAAUCUCCCUGAUAUACUCCAGUCUCUCACAUUGAGACCAAGAAGAACUCUUUGUUUGCCUCAGUCUCUUCAUCUGCAAAAUGGAUUUCUGACCUCUCUCAAAGAUUUUGAAGGCAUAAGUGUUGAAUAUUAUGAUGAGUCGGUCACUGAUAGGAAAAUGAUAAAAGCUUCAAGUAUUUAUAAUAUACUUUUCCUCUACUUGAGUAAUGCUUUAUUUUAUGGGGCCCACCAAUGUGUUAAUGAUAGUCAAAGUAGUUGCAAAAUCCUUAAAAGGGAAGCACUUUAAUGAAUACAUGUGUUCACUUUUCCUAACAUGUUUCAUCAUUGACAGGCAUGAUAAUAUUACCAUCAGUAACCUUUUUUUCCAUAAGUAAGACUAGAAAAAAAAGAUUACAGAUAGUUCCUAAAGAAAUGUAAAAACUGAGAAAACAGCCAAUCAUGAUGUAAUUAGUAUUUACAGGGUCAAUACUCAUUCCUUCUUUCUGUCAAAGGGCAUCCAUUUCUUGCUGCCUUAUGCUUAUCCCAGGACCACCAUGGUCCCUGAAAACACCGCAUCCUCUCCUGCCUCCUGUCUGCACGCAGGCUUCCAUUGGGCCUUCCUCCCUCCCUACAUUGACACUUCUAAGUCUCAGCUAACGCAUAGCUUCCGCUUCCUCCACGUGGCCUUCUGGACAUUUCUACCCCACCCCCAGUCCCUGCAGGGCUCCCUCAGCUCUCUGUGUUCUGCCGUCUGAGCACGUCCCUUGUCUUGUAAUGUCUGUCCCCCUACUUAACAAUGAGCACCUUGAAGACAGGGACAAUCUUUGAUUCCUCAUUAUAUCCUCAAUAAAAGUUGAACUAAAUGA
This is a messenger RNA of Hippopotamus amphibius kiboko, 3000 nucleotides long. RefSeq names its product solute carrier family 46 member 3 (gene SLC46A3). Gene Ontology annotation, cellular component: lysosomal membrane. Bases 456 to 1841 code for a protein of 461 amino acids. Gene Ontology annotation, molecular function: transmembrane transporter activity. NCBI's taxonomy places the organism in Eukaryota, Metazoa, Chordata, Mammalia, Artiodactyla, Hippopotamidae. Gene Ontology annotation, biological process: vacuolar transmembrane transport. The record is from RefSeq and is a predicted model, not a curated record. The transcript has 6 exons.